Phragmites australis (common reed) is the source of this 1163-nucleotide messenger RNA. RefSeq lists its product as uncharacterized. The record is from RefSeq and is a predicted model, not a curated record. The transcript has a single exon. The coding region runs from base 140 to 820 and encodes 226 amino acids. NCBI's taxonomy places the organism in Eukaryota, Viridiplantae, Streptophyta, Magnoliopsida, Poales, Poaceae.
AAACGAAGGCGUCGCCUCUCCCCCCUCCACUUCCCCAUUUCAUCGCUUCCUCCCACACACACAACGCGAUAGCGUGCGAGAUUUUUUUUUCCCGAUUUUUUUUAGAAAUUUUUUGAGGCCGCCUCGAGUACUGGCGGCGAUGGAGACGGCGGCGGCGGCGGCGAUGCUGGAGGCGGGAAUUGGGCGGUUCUCCCGGGCACCGGCCCUGGCGGCGGCGCUGCUGGCGGAGAUGUGGGCGCCGCUCGCCGUCGCGCUGGCGGCGCUGGCCACGCUGCCCAGCCUGCUGCGCCGGCUGCAGGUCAUCGUGCUCCGCCUCCGCUCGCGCGGCAAGGAGGCCAUCCAGUCGCACAUCUCCACCUACUACUCCUCGGGCGACGACGAGUCCGACUCCGGCGGCGAGGAGGACGAGGAAGAGGAUGACGACGUGGACGACUCCGAUGAAGCGGCCACCAGCUCCUCCGGCGAGGAGGAGGAGAUAAAGAGAGUCGGGUUCUACGAGGGGGCGGACGGUGGCUUCCCCUGGGGCGGCGCCGUCGUCCGGACCUGGCAGGGCCUGCCACGGCGCUUCUCCGGAUGCUCCAGCGGCUCUGGCGCCGGAACCACCGGUGGUGGAGCUAGAUUCGGCCCCUUUGGUGGCGUCCCUGCGGUAAGGCUGUGGGGAGCCAGCACGGCGAGCGGCGAGCCGUGGUGGGGCGCCGAUGAAAGCGGCCGUGGCAGUGUGGCGGCGGAGGUGGAGGUUGUCGUCGGGUGGCGGCGCGACCACGCGGCGCAGCGCCGGCGGCGGCGUGCUCCCCCCGUGGUGCCCUCCCCCACCACGUGAAACGGGACGGCACGGCACCGGCAGGGUGGGCGUGUGAGAUGUGAAUAUGCUUUCUUGCAACCCGCCUGGAGAUGCCGAUCCCAGGCUGGGGCCCACCUGCCAGUGGGAGGGACCAAUAAUGCGAGGGUGAUUAUUAUUGUUGUGGGGGUUGUUUGGCGCCGGAAUUGUUGGUGAGAUUUACUUUCCAAUCGGAAAAAAAAAUCAGGGGUAGAACACGCAUGCAUGCUGCGAGUGCUUAAGCAUCUUGUAUUAGUAAUAGGGAUGCAUGCCGCAUGUAAUUUGUACCGCCAUACUUUGAUUCAUGUGGUGAUCAACAACAGUGAUAAGACGGUGAAAUCUCAUC